Suillus fuscotomentosus is the source of this 462-nucleotide messenger RNA. RefSeq lists its product as uncharacterized. The record is from RefSeq and is a predicted model, not a curated record. The coding region runs from base 24 to 383 and encodes 119 amino acids. NCBI's taxonomy places the organism in Eukaryota, Fungi, Basidiomycota, Agaricomycetes, Boletales, Suillaceae. The transcript has 2 exons.
CUCACCACCUCAACUGUCACACUAUGUUCGAAGAUUCCGAAGAAGCAGGACCUGCAGGCAACCAGCAGUGGGGUUUGGAUGGUGGCCAACAUCACAGGCGAUGGAAUGUGUAUCUCGGAAUUCCUGAUGAAUGGGUUUCUGCAAGAGAUUAUAGCGGGAGUGAACUUGAAGUGAGGAAGACAUUACCUGCUCCGUUCGAUAGAUAUCUAACUUAUGUGAUUGACAGCGCGGUCCCUUAUUCAGUGAUAACUACAUCUUUGGAGUCUGCAGACGAGCUAUCCGAAGCUGUAGUUCCUUCUCUGCCGGCCGAAGAAUGUCCGCCCGUUAAACGUCGAUGUGCUCCACAGGCUCGAAGGGUCCAGAGAGGGAGGAAAAGAAAAUAGACAUUGGCUUAUGUAUACCUAGUUGUACAUGGCUCUGAGGCAAAUAAGGUAACAAAAGAAUGGUCGUGAACUCAUCCAA